This is a messenger RNA of Rhododendron vialii, 1755 nucleotides long. RefSeq names its product coniferyl alcohol acyltransferase-like. Gene Ontology annotation, molecular function: acyltransferase activity, transferring groups other than amino-acyl groups. NCBI's taxonomy places the organism in Eukaryota, Viridiplantae, Streptophyta, Magnoliopsida, Ericales, Ericaceae. The record is from RefSeq and is a predicted model, not a curated record. The transcript has 3 exons. Bases 153 to 1649 code for a protein of 498 amino acids.
AAGCCUCGUCGGAUAUCCAUCAUAGCUGUUUUUAAUUUACUCAACUUCCAAACUCUCUCUCUCUCUCUCUCUCUCUCUCUCUCUGAGAGCGCGCACGCUUGUUUGUGGUGUGUAACUACGUACGUACAAGCAAUCUAGCUAGAAAAAUAUAUAUGGGUUCUAAUAGUAGCGGAUUUGUGGUGGUCCUGAAGCGGAAGGAGGUGGUGGCGGCGGUGAUACCAAUGCAAGAGCACUGGUUGCCCAUGUCCAACCUAGAUCUACUCCUCCCUCCCCUGGACGUCAGCGUUUUCUUCUGCUACAAGAAAACCCCCACCAACAGUGAGGGGAGCCUCCUCAAUAUCGAUAAUACUCCAGCUACCGCUACAAUGCAUGCUCGCGAAAGCAAUAGUACUAGGGUGAGCACCCUCAAGAAAGCCCUAGCGCAAGCUCUCGUGUCCUUCUAUGCCUUUGCCGGAGAACUGGUGGAGAACCGCCUUGGCGAGCCCGAGCUGCUCUGCAACAACCGCGGCGUCGAUUUUGUUCACGCUUGCGCGGAUGUGGAGCUCAAUGAACUUGACCUACAUCGCCCGGAUGACUCUGUCCAUGGAAAGUUGGUCCCUUUCAAGAGCCGCGGCGUGCUCGCCAUUCAGGUGACAGAGCUAAAAUGUGGAGGCCUUGUAAUCGGAUGCACGUUCGAUCACAGGGUAGCCGAUGCCUACUCAGCCAACAUGUUCUUCGUUGCCUGGGCUCACAUCGCUCGUAGUACUCCAAAUGCAUCACCAACAAUCCCGUCUUUCAGACGCUCGGUUCUCAGCCCAAGACGCCCGGGUCACUACCACCCCUCCAUCGACAAUAUGUACGUCUUGAUAUCAUCUCUACCACUUCACAGUAACGCAAAAGAGCCCGAACGUAAGGAGGAAGACGGUGGUGACGGCCACCUCCUGAGUCGGAUCUACUACGUCGAUGCAAAGGAAAUCGAUCGUCUGCAAUCGGAAGCGAAUGGUAUGAAUUUGGUUAAUGGUGGUAAGAGGAGAAGUAAAUUGGAGGCAUUUACGGCGUUUUUAUGGAAGCUUAUUGCGACGGCGGGUGAUGAUAUCUCGAAGAGAUGCAAGAUGGGGGUGGUUGUUGAUGGGAGAGUGAGAUUGAAUAACAUGAGCAGAGGACAAGGAUAUGUUAAUGGAGACGGGGCUGAUUAUUUCAUGCAGAAUUACUUCGGCAAUGUUCUUUCGGUUCCCUACGGCGAGGAAACCGUGGGCGAGCUCAAGGCAAUGGAGCUGAGUCAAGUCGCAAACAUUGUGCACGAAUGCGUGGCAGAGGCCACGAAGGAGGAGCACUUCCUCGGGCUGAUCGAUUGGGUGGAGUCGCAUCGACCAGAACUGGCAAUUGUCAAGGUAUACUGCAAAGAGGAUACCGAUGAAGCUGCGGUGGUUGUGUCUUCGGGACAGCGGUUUCUGGCGACUCGGGUGGACUUCGGGUGGGGUCCGCCGGGUUUCGGGUCGUACCAUUUCCCGUGGGGUGGGCAAACCGGGUAUGUUAUGCCAAUGCCAAGUACAAGCCGGGAUGGUGAUUGGAUUGUGUAUAUGCACCUCCUUGGAAAACACUUGGAUUUGGUUGAGUCCAAGGCAGCCCAUAUAUUUAAGCCCUUGAGUCCUUCCUAUUUGGACUUGUAAGUAAGCUUGUUGUAAAGUCUGAUAAUUAUGGGUUUGAAAAAUACUUAUUUUGUACCAUAUCUAGCUAAUGCUUAAUAAUUAUGGAUUUGGUUUUGGUUUUGUUUUC